CCCCUGGCGCCGCGGGCCGCGCUUUUGUCCGGCGGGGCCGGGCCGGGCUGGAUCGGGACCGGGACCGGGACAAGGACCGGGAUCGGGAUCAGAACGGGGAUCGGGACCGGGACCGGGACCGGAGCCGCCCAGCGCCGGCCGGGCCCUCCCUACAGGACGCGGCGGCGAUGCUGUGACCUACAUUCGCGACAAGGAGGUCCCCAGCCCGCCGCCACCGCCGCCGGGCCAUGAAGCGACACAAGUGAGGGCCCGGCGCGCCCGCGGCCAUGGCCAGCCCGGCACCAUGGACACAAACAGAGCUGACGCGCUGGCAGGGCGAGGAGGAGGAGGAGGAGGAAGAAGACGACUUCGAAAGGCGGAUGGACGAGGAUGGGGUCAUCGGCCUGGGGGAGGGUGCCAGCAGCCCACCGUGGGGUGACAGUGAGGACCUGGAGGAGGGGUCCGCGGCAGAGGAGGGGCGAUGGCACCCGCGGCAGGAGGAGGACGAGGAGCGGGGCAGCUCCGGGGGGGACGAGGGGCCCUGGGGGGCAGAGAGCGAUGGGGACCCCUACCCCGAGCUGUCCUCCGGGGGCCGCUGGGGCUCGGGCUCCAGCGGCAGCCCCGAGGCGACGGGGGAGGGCCGGGCUCUGUGCCAGCCCCGGGGCUGCAGCACGGACGGGGGGGGCACCUCGGGGCUGUCAGACACCAGCCCUGGCCCUGGCACCCCGUCCCGCCAGCACCGGGGCUGGGGCACGGCCGGGGCCACCACCGGGGAGCACAGGCAGGAGUGGAGCCCGAGGCGGAGCCGCCCCGUGCAGCUCUCCGCCCAUGGCCCCGGCCCCGAGCGUGUCCCUGGCACAGCGCUGGCACCUGCUGGCUUGGCACCCUCCGGGCAGCCCCAGGGCGCUGGGAAUCCCGCGGCACCCCAAGGGCACGGCAGAUCCCGGGUGCCCAAGAAAGCAGCGCCCGCGGUGGUGCCCCCCAGGCCCGCCCGGCAGUCGCGGUCCCUGAGCCCCCGCAGGCGAACGGGUGCCAAGGGGGCGAAGGAUCCCCCGGGAACGGGCACCGAGGGCACCCAGUACGGCCGAGGGCGCCUCAACCACCCCCUGCCCGACCUGUCCAAGGUGGAGGCGCGGGUGAAGUUCGACCAGAGCUACCGCCCGCCCCGGGGCCGGGUGCUGCCCGCCCGCCCCCGCGGCCCCAUCGCCUUCAAAUCCCCGGCCGAAAUCGUGCGGGAGGUGCUGCUGAGCAGCGGGGAGGGGGCGUCCCCGCAGCCCCCCAGCACGGCCGGGCUGCCGCAGGAGUUGAGGUCCCCCAGACAAGCGACAGCGCUGGUGCAGCAGCUCCAGGACGACUACCACAAGCUGCUGACCAAGUACGCCGAGGCUGAGAACACCAUCGACCAGCUGCGCCUGGGUGCCAGGGUGAGCCUGUUCUCCGACCCGCCACAGCCCAGCCGCAGCCUCGCCAUGGGCACCGUGGCCACCGGGAGCCGAGUGAUGACCCUGAGCAUCCCGCAGGGGCGGACAGCGGCUCUGGGCACGGCCACAGCCCCGGCCACAGCCCCGGCCUCACCACGUGCAGCUGCAGCCCCGGGGCCGCCAGAGCGGGGGGUUUCACCCCAACCUCGGUCCCCUCCUCCGCCCGGGGGGGGCUGCCCCACCUGCCCCGGGCCGUGCUGCUGCCCCGGCCCCCGGCUCACCCGGGCCCUGGCGGGGCAGAGCCGCAGGCUGCAGGCGCAGGUGGAAGCCUUCGAAAGCUGGGUGCGUGCAGGGACUCCCACACCCUCGGAACAGCUCCAGAGAUUGAGGAUGCUGAAGGACGCGCAGGAUGCGCUGGAGCGGGAAUACCUGCGGGGCCGGCAGCAGCUCCCGGAGGCUGCGGGGGGGUUCGAUCCUGACCGGGCAGUGGAAGGAGAGAUUUAUCGCCUGGGGCUGCGCCUGGAGGGGCUGAAGGAGCGGCUGGAGCCCGGGGGCACGCGGCAGCCCCUCCAUCAGCCCCUCCCUCAGCCUUUCCCUCAGCCCCCCUCGCAGCCCCGCUGCCCCCCAGCCCCGUCCCCGCCGCCAGCCGCUCACUCCCCACACCCCGAGAGCCCUGCGCUGGUGGAGGAUCCUCGGGGGACAGCCGGGGACAGCGAGGGGGUGGCAGGGCGGCUGCCCUGGCCCCUCUGGCACAAGCAGCACCAAGCGGAGGAGGAUUUCGGGGACCUGCUGGAGCAGUACAAGCACUUCAAGUCCUUGCCGGAGUCGCUGAGCCUGGAGCGGCUGAGCCUGGCGGGGAGCGGGUCCCAGGAGGAGGUGGAUGCACCCACGGCAGGGGACGGUGGCCCCAGCAAGGUCCCCUGCAGGACACGGUCACUCGAGGAGGCGCCCAGCCUCGAGCCCUUGCCCUUGCACCUCCCGCAGAGAAGAGCUGCGACGCUUCCCCCCAGAGAACCCCCAAACCUGGAGAAGAUCCAGGGCCACCCCUCUCCUGCCACCCCUGAGGAGCCACCAGCCUCUGCCAAGCCUGCCCUGGGGGUCCCUGGGCCCCCACGGGUGCCCCUGUCCCUCGGUGGGACAGGCAGCAGUGCCACCCAGCACGGGCCCCGCAAGGAGCAGCGCAUCGUGUCCCCAGAGACCGACAGCGGCUUCGUGGGCUCGGAGGCCAGCAGGGUGUCACCCCCCGUGCACACCCCCGAGCACCAUCCCCCCGGCCCAGGGGCUCCGGGCUCGCUGGGACCUUCCGUCCCCAUCCUCCGUACCCCACAGAAGAGACAGACGACCCCGCUUCCCUCCGAGACAGCACUGUGGGCAUCUCCCCCCCCGGGGGGCACAGAGGGGGCCCGGCUGCCCCCCAGCAGCCCCUCUCAGAGCAGCUCCCCCCCUCGCUGGGCCGAGAGCGCGGGCAGCGACGGGGGGCCGGACCCCGACGCUGAUGGCACCCACACGGACUCGGAGGUGGGGGACAGGAGCUGUGCCAGCGCCGGUGGCCACCCCCCAGCCAUGGCCAGGAGCCCAACCAGCCCCCUGCCCUCUCCCGAAACGCCAUCCCCCACCCUCCUGUCCCCCGACCUGCCGUCCCUCGACCCGGCUCACUGUGACCUGCUGGGCUCCCGUCUGGAGCGCGACCAGGCCAUCCGGGCGCUGCAGGACGAGGUGUGGCGGCUGCGGCGGAGCCUGGAGGAGAGCCUGCUCCGCUCCCGCAGCCAUCCCGAGGGAAAAGCCGCUCCUCGUGUCACCCCGGCCAGGAGACAGCCGGUGGCCAGCGAAACAUCGGCCCCCCAGGACCCAGCACCCUCGGGGGAGCCGAGCCCGCCGGUGCGGGGCAGGGUGGCCCCCGGGGUCACACCCACGCAGAGGGCAAGGUCGGCAUCGCUGCCACGGGACAAGCCGCAGCUGGACCUCGGUCUGCAGCGCGGUCCCAGCGGAUGCCACCCCCCUUCCCUGUCCUCCGCCGAGUCAGAGCCCUCGCCCGGCGGGCCCCGGGCACCCCCUGCCCUGCGGAAGCACCUUGGGAAGCCCCCGGGGGUGACAUUCCAGGGACAGUACGCAGGGACACGGUACCAGGCGGGGACACCACGUGCCACCCCGGCACCCCGAGAAGAGCCGGGCACCUCGGGCUGUCCCCGAUGUCACAGGGGCAGGACGGCAUCAGCUGCGUUUGGGGGAGGUGACACCCCCCGGCAGCCCCAGCACAGCACCCCCAGGGGAACGUCCUGCCCCACCUGCCGGGCACCCAUGGGCAGCAGGGACACAGCCACACACGCAGAGCGUGGCCCUGGUGGCUCCUGUCCCCCAGGCCCCCACGCUGGAGCCGAGAAGCCGGAGCAACCCGGAAUUUGGUACUUGGCAGCCAGCCCUGCUGCCACCGUCUGCCUGGCACCCGUCCCCCUCGUGCCUUACGUGCCCUCCAUGCUCUACUGCUCCCCAGCAGUUCCUACCUCAGCCCCAGCCCUGGCCGGGGUCCCCCUCGGUGUCCCUGUGGGUCCCCAGCGGGCAGAGCGUCCCCCCCGGCCCCGGGGCCACCACCGCUGCCUGAGCCUGGACCUGGAGGAGCUGGAGGAGCUGAACUGGUCCCUGGGCCGGGCUGUGGAGGCCGCCCAGAGCGUCAGGCUGACCACCAGCCGCAUGAGCCGGGCGCUGGCCGCGGAGCUGGGCCGGCCGCGGGGCCAGCGCGGCUCCUGCCUCUUCUGAGGGCCCCGCCGGCCCCUGCAGGCCCCGUGUGCCAGGAGCGGGGACAGACCCUCAGUGUCCCUGCACUGCACCCUUCCUGCCACACCUGGGGCAGCAGGGCCCCGCUGGCCCCUCCAGGCCUCCUGUGUGCCAGGAGCGGGGACGGACUCUCAGUGUCCCUGCCCUGUGUGUUCCAUGACAAACCUAUGGCCAGCAGGGACAGAGGUACCUACAGACCUUCUGUGCCACUAGGAGAGGGGACAGACCCUCAGUGUCCCUCACUGUGUGCUCCAUGACAAACCUGGGGGCAGCAGGGCCCCACCAGCCCCUCCAGACCCUCUGUGCCCCCAGGAGAGGGGACAGACCCUCAGUGUCCCUCACUGUGUGCUCCAUGACAAACCUGGGGGCAGCAGGGCCCCACUAGCCCCUCCAGACCCUCUGUGCCCCCAGGAGAGGGGACAGACCCUCAGUGUCCCUCACUGUGUGCUCCAUGACAGAUCUGGGGGCAGCAGGGACAGAGGCGCCUCCAGACCCUCUGUGCCACCAGGAGAGGGGACGGACCCUCAGUGUCCCUGCUCUGCACCCUCCCUGCCAUGCCUGGGGCCGGCAGGGCCCUGCCAGCCCCUCCAGGCCCCCGUGUGCCAGGAGAGGGGAUGGACCCUCAGUGUCCCUGCCCUGUGUGCUCCAUGAAAAACCUGGGGCCAGCAGGGCCCCACCAGCCCCUCCAGACCCCCAUGCCCCCAGGAGGGGGACGGACCCUCAGUGUCCCUGCACUGCACCCUCCCUGCCACACCUGGGGCCAGCAGGGCCCCGCCGGCCCCUCCAGGCCCCCCGUGCCACCAGGAGAGGGGUGGACCCUCAGUGUCCCUCACUGUGUGCUCCCUGCCACACCUGGGGGCAGCAGGGCUGGAGGUGCCUCCAGGGGCUCCUGCCCUGGCUCCCACCCACUCCUGCUCUCCCUGCAGCCCCUGCAUGGCCUGUCCCUCUGUCUGUCCCUCUGUCUAUCCGUCUGUCUGUCUGUCUCCAGGACCCCCCAGGCUGCAGGAGGGGCGAAGGCUGGGCAGCAGUCCCCAGCAUUCUGCAGCACCCUCCCCUGGGAGCAGCAGGGUGGCCCCGUGUCCCCCCAGGCCGGUGGCCACCCCACCCCGAGCACUUCUGGGGGUGCUCUGACCUCGUGUGGGUCGAGCCCCCUUGGCAGCUGUGUUUACCUCUGUGCCUGUGUGGGCAGAAUUCCCUGGGAUCCCCAGGAUCCCCUAACCCACCCCUUUCCCAGCCUCCAGGCCUCCUCAGGGGGCUGUGCCCUCUGCCCUCUGCCCUUGGACUUGAACCCAGCGGGAUCCUCCCUGGGGAAGUUUAUUUUUUUGGUGGUUUUUAUGUGAAUUUUUUAGCUAGUAAGCAGCUAAAUCACUCUUUGGAGUGAUGAUUGAUGAUCUGUGAUAUAUGUGUAUCUAUAAAUGGAUAUAUCUAGAUAUAGGCAUAUCUAUAUUUAGUUAUAUGUCUGUAUCUAGAGAGACAGAUAUAAAUAGAUCUGUGCAUGUCCAGAUCUCUGUCUGAUUCUAUAGAUAUAUUUUUCUAUAGAUACAUAUAUAUAAAUAUUCUGGUUACAUUCCAACCCUUAGGGCAUUUGUGGGGUUUUUCUGGUCAUCCCUGGAUGUGGCCACCCACAGCAUCAUCCAGGCAGAAAAUAAAAUGAAGGAUUUGAGGAUUUUCCCCUGGGAUCCUCAGGGAAGCUGGGCUGGUGGACGAAAAGUUACCUGCUGAGACCAAAGCAGGUGUGAGUCUGUGGAGCCCCUGCUCCUCCCAGCUGGGUUUCUAAGGAGUUAAUUCCUAUUUUUUAGGGAAAAGGAUGUGGUUGGGGCAGCUUUUCCAGGGAUAGGUCCAGCCAAACCCCUGUUCCACCCCCAGCACCUCAACCUGUGUUUAUCUGUAGGACUUACCUGAAGUGCCAGUGUCAAAUGUAUUUAUUUUUCUUUUAUUUGUUGUACAAAUACCCACGUUUGGAGGGGGGAUCAGUGAGGGACUCAGGUCUUGGAGCCUUCCAAGCUCCCCCUGAGCCUGAUCCUGACAUGAGCCCAGAAGGGUUUGGAAUGGGGCUGUCUCCUCCUCCUUUUUUUGGGGUGAUAGGGCUGGGUUUGGGGGAUUUAAAAGAGGUUGGGGGGAUUUUAAAGAGGUUUGGGGGAUUUUAAAGAGCUUUUAUGUGUCUCUGGUUGCCUCUGCUCGUGCCCGUGCCCCAAGCUGGAAGCUGUGACUCCCCCAGCCCAGGCAGGGUGUGAUGGGAGCGUGUGGAAAGUGUGGGUAAUUAUCCCAAAUGCAGUAGCCAGGACCAAAUGUUGGGGUUUUUUUCCUUAUCCCCUAUUUUUUAACGCCCAGCAGAGCCACUGGGCUGGUAUUUUGUACGAAGAAAUCACCUAUUUUUGAAGGAAAUAAAUGCAGUUGGAUGA
Molecule: messenger RNA, 6574 nt
Organism: Passer domesticus (house sparrow)
Lineage: Eukaryota; Metazoa; Chordata; Aves; Passeriformes; Passeridae
Gene: AKNA
Product: AT-hook transcription factor
Biological process (GO): epithelial to mesenchymal transition; neuroblast division in subventricular zone; neuroblast delamination
Cellular component (GO): centrosome
Source: RefSeq, a predicted model, not a curated record